UGAAGGUUGUUAUACUCAUCGUUUUUGUUGAUGCGGAAAAUUCAUCGGUGCCACACGGAGUUGUUAAAGUCUACGAUAGAAUCGGUUGAUGAAUACUUACAUUAACAACAGCAUUGUUGUUGUCGCAGGGUAAUACAAUGGAGGUUAUGGAGGGCGAGACAAUUGUAACAGAGACUGUUGAAGUAGAAGAAAAUCCAACAGUGUCCAGUGUGGAUUCUGAAAAACCAAAUGCAGAAUUUGUUUGGACUUUGCAAGCUACAUGGCAACUUGCCCACACCCGACUGGAAAUGGACCAGGCUUUCGACCAGCCAGUGUGCAAGAAAAAGAAACUAUGGGAGACUGUAGCAGAGAGGGUGACUACCAAGCUGCGGGCCGCCGGGAACCCUGACGUCACGGUCAAGGCUUACGAGUGUGACCUCAAGUGGAGGAACAUGCUAGCCACGUACAGGAAGAACGCGGAGAGGGCCAAGAGACUGGGUGUAGGCAGCGUCCACUGGGAGUUCUUUAAGGCCAUGCACGAGGUCCUCGGUAAGAGCCGUGAGGAGAUCGAAGCACAGCGCAGGGCUAAACUAUGCGGAACAAAGUUGGGCAAAGCUAUCGCCAACAAGAGGUUCACUCCCAUCCUCCCAACCCCUACUCUUACAGCUGCACCCUGCCCGGCCCGGCCUCCACAGGAUGUGCUACAGUUGUACAUGGAGCUUCAGGAGAGGAAAAUGAACAUGUGGGCCCAGCAGAAGGCUUUGGAAGAGAGGAAGAUAGAGGCGAUAAACAACUUAGCUCGUGCCAUCUCAAGUUUGUCUCAAAACAACACUACUCCACUGACAAAAGAGUAACAGCAAUAUCCAGAGCAUGGAUAACCAAUGACUUGAUUGUAAACUUGACUUGUGACCACAUGGGAAGGACUAGAAAAAGAUACUUUUGAUUUGUAACGAUUGACUGGAUCUCGUCACUCAGAUGAUGAGAAAGAACUUGAGUGAUCUUCACUUUAUUGUAAGAUCCAAGUGUGUUUUAUGUACAGAUAAAGAAAUACACAAAUAGUUCCUAACGUGGUCAAAAUAUUGUAAAUUGCUUUUAAUAAAAAGAAAACUAUAACAGAAGGGAUGGGUCAAAAAAACAUCACACAUUACUGAAAUCCAGAGCUUGAUAGAGUAAACCUGCAACGGCUUCUCUUCUCUCCACACCUUCAAUAUCGGUUUCACCCUCUCCCUCCUGCACACUUGCUUCCUCCUCGAUCUCCCCUCUGACCUCUUGACCCAUGUCAAGGAAAACAUUGUGUAGUAUGCAGGCAGUCAGGACAACUGCUUUGGCCCUCUCAAAGUUACCCAUGUCCAGAUACCGGAGCCUUUGAAACCUCGUUUUCAGGUCAGCUAUGGCCUGGUCGUAAGCACAAAAAUGAACCCCCAACGUCCUGUUAUAGAGAUUCUCUCUAGGACCAUGAGUGAUCGUGAACGGGGUGAGAAUCUGUGUACAGACAGGAUAUCCUACUCGAGCAACAAGGCAAGAUCCAGGAGGCAUCAUUUCAGGGUGCUGUUUGAGUUUGUCUUUAAGAGAGCUGCCUCUGGUGGUGUCUGAUCCCUUACUGAUCCUACAGUGUAUAAAUCUGCCUCUGAAGUCACACACCAGCUCCAGGUUGAGCCAGGAGUCAGGAUGGACCUCUUUUUUCAUCUUUUUAACCUCUGUCACCACACUGUCAAAAUCUUGUUUCCCAAUCGGUAGGCGGAUAGGUAUGCGGGUGUUGCCCAGGACCCCCAGGACCGUGGGAAUAUCCUGCUCCUCCGGUCGGACGGCUUUCCCCAGCAGGCUGGACAGGGGCUGGUGACUUCCUCUUUCAGUAGAGCCUGCUAAGAAAAUACAAAAAGAUGUGUACAUUGGUUGUAGCCUACAUUUAUGCACGUUCUACUGUCAAAACGACACGGGAUGGAUUGGCCAAUCGGACUAAAACAUUGAGAUAUUUCAACGAGUAAGAAAAACCUUGAGCAUUGUUUUAAAUGUAAAUUCAUCAGUUCACCGUCAAUAAGCCUAUACCUACCAACAGGCCAUUUGAUGAGUUGGUCUUCAAGCAUGUUGACACGCUCACAGAAAGAGAAGAAGAUCCUAUGGAUGUUUCCUUUCUCUAGACGGAAACUGCUAGAUACAGAGCGAUAGCUGAUGCGCUUAGACAGGAGAGUGAGGGACAGGACAACAGUGUGGGAUAAGGAGAGACGAGCCCGGCCUGACAAACGGCUUCUGCUGUAACUUGAAUUGGAAUUCUGCAGGAGGUCUGUAAUACACUAAAAGAUCGCACACUCAAAAACAGCACAACAUUGCAUCUUGUCAAAUUAACGCAGAUAAACUUGUGGCUAAAAAGAUUAGAUGUACAUCUUUGGGUUCAAAUAUAGUAGCUACUAUGCUUACCUUCACUGCAAUAUUGUCCACAGAGUCACUCGACUGUUGUGUCUCGGACCCCUCCUGUUGUUCAGGGUGAAAUGUACUCGAUUCUGUUGAUAGGACCGUUUCAGCAUGCACUUGAGGUUCUACCCGCUGUAGGCACACAGGGGCAGGUUGGACCCGAACCUGGGAUAAAAGUUCUGUUUCCAGGAUUUUCUCAACUGCCUGGUCCAAGCUCUGUUCAAGUUCACCUUGGGAAAGAGGUUCCCAUUCUCUCUGCAUCAUCUCCAGCACUGCUCUGCCAGCAGACUCUACGUACCCACUGUACAUUACGUGCUGCUGGUUACAAUCAAUGUAUGGAAACUAAUCGGACCUUAAAGAACUAGGUAGGUACCAGCUACCGUUAGAUUUACUUAUUUUCUCAUUCUAGCGUUUCUACGUAGCUAGCUCGGUGCUACAGUCCAAGUUGACAGGUCAGGUACCACGAAAAACUAGCCAGCUAAGCACAACGUUGAUAUUGGUACUAGCCUAGUUGGCUAUCCAUCUAGCCAAGUUGUCCAGGUAGCAGUCAGUGAUGUUCACCAAUAGUCGACAAACUCUUCAGAAAUCCACAAAAUUAGAUGAAAAGUAUGUAUAGGCUAGAAAGCUACCUAGCAAGCAAAAA
Molecule: messenger RNA, 3031 nt
Organism: Osmerus eperlanus (European smelt)
Lineage: Eukaryota; Metazoa; Chordata; Actinopteri; Osmeriformes; Osmeridae
Exons: 2
Coding region: 138-833 (231 amino acids)
Source: RefSeq, a predicted model, not a curated record